Messenger RNA from Drosophila guanche, 5657 nucleotides. Its product is annotated as serine-rich adhesin for platelets. The transcript is spliced from 8 exons. Bases 790 to 5376 code for a protein of 1528 amino acids. NCBI's taxonomy places the organism in Eukaryota, Metazoa, Arthropoda, Insecta, Diptera, Drosophilidae. The record is from RefSeq and is a predicted model, not a curated record.
GCUCGAGCUUCGUUUUGUUAAGUUGCUUACUGCUCUGCUUGCUUUUGCCCCCCACACAGAGGCGCAACAGUUGUUCUCGUAGGGCGGAGAUCAAGUAUAGAAUUGAUAUGGAAAUUAUAUCCCUAUCCGCGUGUUAUUGAAGAUGGAAGAGUUAAACAAGAAGUUGAGUUUGUUAUUGGAAAGUACGAGCACACUCACGCUACCACGGGUAGAUGUACGCUAUACCUAUACGCUCCCCACAGCCAAGUGAACAAAUCCCCAACAAAUCUUAAACCAGUUUCAAGAUACAUAUUCUUGGUGUCAGUGUGUGCAUGUUGAUUUUUUUCUGGCAUUGUUUUCGUUUGGUUUGGUUUGGUUUGGUGUUUUGUGGCUCUGCAUCUUUUUUGUGUACCUUUUCGCCUGUUUCUGUUGCUCGGUUUCCCCCUAAUCGCGUUUCCAUUUUCUGGUUGCCUCUGCCCCUGCCUCUGCCCCUGCUGUUGGCUCUCGUCCAGGUCGGGGUCCGUCGGGGUCCAGCAAGAGCAACAGCAACAAGUACCCGGCCCGAACACACGAAAAGACAAGCCAAGAGCAACAGCUCAGCAUCUAACGUACUGUGCCCAAUCGGUCCAAUUUGAAUGCGGUCCAAUUCAAAGCAGCUCGAGAACCGGAGUAUCUCGCCCGAACAUUUCUGAAAGAUCACCGAUCAAAGACCUUCGAACCAUGUAACGACAACUCGAACGAUUCGACUAAACAACAGAAGCAACAGAGUUGCUUAGUAUUCACAGUUUCACAUCCAGAUAUCUCCUCAGUAUGUCUUCCGGCCUGAUGUCGUGUGUGAGGGAAAACUCGCCGCCGCUGGAGCUGGAGCUGGAGCUGGAUGCGAGUGCCGAUGGUCCAUUGUCACUGCCGGAGGGCAACAUCAGCAGGUCACAUGGAGGGCCCAGGUCUGGGCCUGGUCCCGCCACCUCCACGCCUAUUUCGAGCCCCGGAAACGAUGGCCACGAGCCCGCAAAUGUUCCAGAACAACAUCUCCAGCAGCAGCAGCAGCAGCAGCAGAAGCGUCGCCGCUUCCAUCCGCUUCGUAACCUGAGACGCAUCUUCCGGCGUCGCACCAUCAACAGCUCUGCGGACAGCCCGACAGCUUGCCAAUCCCCAACACCACCCGGACCUGGUCCUGGCUCCUGCAACACCCUGCCGCCGCCGGUCAGCAGCUCCAGCGAAAAGAAUUUGCGCAGUGUGACCGCUCCAGCGUCUUCGGCCAUCGCCUCCUCGUCGACUUCACCGCAGAACCACCAGUCGCUGGGCGAGAGCUACCAGACGCAGUCGCUGCCCAAGUCCAAGUCCUACGGAUCGCAUCGCGAUGAACUGCUGAGCGUGCUCCUGGGUAAGAAGAGGGCCAACAAACAGGCGCAACACAGCUCCGAUCACCAGCAGCAGCAGCAGCAGCAGCAGCAACAGUUUCCGGCGGACGCCAUGUACCAGACACAUCGCCAGCAGAUGGGCGUCGGCGUGGCCGUCUUUCCCGAGACCCGUAGUCUGAGCCGCAGCAGCUACUUUUCAGAGCAGCGGCACCAGCAGAGGCACCUGCAAAGCGUCGGCGACUCCUCACAGGAACUGGGCGUGGAGCGGGAGGGCAACAGCAAUGCCAGCACUGAUAGUGGUGGUGUCACCGCCGACAUCUCCGAUAGCCAGCGCAGCCUCAGCGAGGGCCGCCUCCUAGAUGUCGAUGGGGACUACUCUCGUGAGACUCUUUCGCAGUCACACGACAGCGUCUUCUCCGAAUCGGCGACAGCCAGCAGCCUGUCGAAUGUCCUGAAGGCGGAGCUCACAGACGUUCUGCGCAAGCGGCGCAAUCGACCCGAUGCCUCCGACGAAGAUCUGGGCCUGCCCCGCAGUCCGGCAUCUCCGCAGAGACGAGUGGCGGGAGGCCAGAGCCGCGGCGCCGCCCCAGGUCACAGUCAGCUCCGUGGACACAGCCAAAGCGAGGUGUCCUCGUUGAGUCUUCAGAGCGUGAACAGCGCCGAAGAAACGGAGGACAGCCAGAGUCACGGCCACAGCCAGAGCCACAGGUACCACUCGCGGGUGUCGACCAGCUCCUCCGUCUCGAUGGGCUCGGACAUACUGCGCCCGCACCACGAGGACGAGGUGGAUGCGGUUGGCACCGAGCGCCACCGGCUGUCCCAUGCGGCGGCCAAGCACAAGAUGGCCAUCAGACCCGCCAAGAAGAAGGGGCCCAGCAGACAACACCGCAGGACCUUGGAGUGCUCCAUACCUGAAGCCAACGAGGAUAUGCAGAAGACAUGCCCGGCACUGAGGGCAGUCCGCGAUGCUGACCUCAAGAGCAGGACGCGAUCUCUGCCGCCCAAGUCGUUGCCUGCCAUUGUCUCCAGUUCCAGUUCCAGUCCCAGUCCCAGUCCCAGCACCACAACCAUAACGGCCGCCCACUGUAGCUCCAGCUCUAGUUCCAUCACGACGAAGCGGACAAAAACCAUCGAGCAGGCGACAAGAACGACCACGUCUUCCAGCACGUCGCAGAUCUUUGGACUGCGAUCACCCACCACGACCACCACUACCAGCAUCAACAAGAAGGCGAACACCGUGCUCGAGAGUCGAGGCGAGUCCUCCACGGACGGUGACGAUGCCCUGGCCGCCAGCGAGAGCGCUGAGAGCGGACUCCUGAGGCGACUUAUCCACAGGAACUCAAAGCGCAGCAUUGCCCGGGCUAACGAUGGCCUCGAGGAUACCGACUCCAGCCAGAGCGUGGCCAAGAAGCUGCAGAUAUCCAGCUCCUGCCUGGAUGCGGCCUUCCGGGAGCCACUGCCGAUACCGGACAAGUCGCGCACCGCAACCAUCCACCAACAAAACGUGGAGCAUGUCCAGGAGAGUCGCCAGAUGAUCAAGCGUGAAAUCCACAACGAGGCCAGCCACAGUCACGGCCACGGGCGCAAUGCCAUAGUCAACAACUUAGGGGUAGGAAUCGGUAUCACUGCCCCGCCGCAGAUGGCGACCAAACCCAAGUCGGGACCAGCGGCUCGCCAACGAUACAUCCCUCAGGAGCUUGGAGCCAGCGCGCCCGCCGCCACUCUGAGUAGCAGCCACUCGAACGACGUGACCAAUCUACUGUCAAAGAGCACCCGGGGCAACGACACCUUCCAAUCCACAACCCUGGUGCUCGAGCAGCAGGUCAAGGCCGAGACCACGGAUCGAGCCCACUUCGAACGAAAGCCUCGGAUCGUGGGCCUCAGCGCCUUUCAGCAGAAGCUGUCACGCUCCAGUGACUCGAUGGGGCACAACUCCAGCUCCUCGAACUCGCUGGAGACCAGCACGGACGAGCCCUCGCCGCUGUACUACGAGGAGAAGCAGCGCAAGACGGUGGAGAAGUCGCGCAGUUUUCGCAAUUACCAGGAGGAGCGCGAGUCCGUGGUCGAGUCAACGGUCGUGCACAACCACAUGCCCAGUCUGCCCGAUCUCUCGAUCAGCUUCCGCCUGCCCUCAUACUACAAGCAGCCCUCGGCCCGCUCUCCGCCGCAGUCCCCGCGCUCCCCCCUUUCGCCGAACGCCAAGUGCGUGUCCCUGGGAUUUGAGAUCAACGACAACAAGCUGCUGCAGGGGCGCGCUGAGUCUGUGGGCCAGUUGCCGGCGCUGGCAAAGAGCUCGCUGCAACGGAGCAACAAGCUACUUGUCCAGUCCAGUCCCGGUCCAGCCAACAUCUCCCAGAUAGAGCAGAACAUCGACAUGAUCGUCAAGUCGCCCCUGGUGAGUGUCCUGCGCAAGUCGGCAACGGUCAGCGCGCAGCUAUCCGAGGAGCAGACCACUCAAACGGCCAAACUGCAGCCGGAGCGCCCAAGGCUGCUGGACCUCGGAAAGAAGAACAUAACCAGCACAGCCAUGGCCAUCUGCAGUCCCAGCCCGGCCAGCCCUCUGAGCAAGAGUGCCAAGCUCUCGCACAGUCCGCCCACAACUCCGGCCAAGAGCAGCUCUAGCAAUUACAGCAACAAUAACAUCAGCUGUGGGAGCAGCCGUCGCAACUCGAGCAACGUGGAGACUCCCGCGGAGCCGGAGUUCAUGAAGAUUCAGCUGAACCGCGUGGAUCAGGCGAGCCUGCACAAAAAGUGCAACCACCUAGUUCUGGCCAAGAACCUGAAAUCGCCCAGCGAGCGAAGCCAGAGCAACGACGACCUCAGCUCGAGGCGGAGCAGUGGGGCCAGCGUGGAGGUCGUGGAGCAGACAGGCAUACCCGUGGGUUCUAGCGCGGUUCCACUCAACCUUAGGCAGGCCCUGGAGCCGAAUCUGGGCAGGCAGCUGCGAUCUGUGAGCGCCUCCAGCGUGCGGACCAGCUUUGGCAGCAGCAGCGGCAGCAGCGAAGGACUCUCAUCAGCGAACACGCCUGCUACGACACCCAGUACACCAAAGAGCAACGGCAUCCCCGUUCCCAAGUUGGAGGCAGCACCGAGGGAGCAACAGAGCAGCCAGAAGGAGAGCAAAGUAAACCGCCUCUCGCUAGAGGAGCGCAAGCGACUGUUCCUCAACGAGGAGAGAACGGAACGCCCUGCGGUGGAGCAGAGGAAGCAGUCAAUUGGCAAGGCGGAGACGCCGCCGGCAGUGAGUGGUCCAGCUCCUGCCACUCCGCCGAAGACACCGGAGCUGACCGAAGUCAAUGGCAAUGCCAAUCCCGUGGUGCUGCGCAAGAAGUCCUUUGCUAGCUGCAAUGGCAACCCCUCGCCAAACAAGGACGACCCCACGCCGGAACUGAUGAAAGUGUUUGCCCGCCGUUCGCUCAAGGUGAAAGAUGAGGAGGUGGUAGCCCCUUCCCAGUCAGUGUCCAAGAAGAUAUCAGCGCCCAUAGGCAGCCAGAGUGUGGACAGUGACAAGGAGAACCAGUCCAACAGCGAGGAGAAGCUGGACAAACUGUCGCCCAAAUACGAGGCGCAGAUCAGCGGGGAGUUUACCAAGACAGCCUCCCAACAUCCCAGCAACAACCGGAACUCGGUGGACUUCCGAAAUCUCAACACAAGCAGCAACCACAACAAUAACAACAUCAGCAGUAACCUGCAGAAGGCGGUCAAUGGACAGCAGAAGGUGGUUACCUACCUACCCCCCAUCAAGGUCAGCAAUGGCGUCCGGAACAGCAACAACAAUGGAGGCGCCAAGCCCGCGAGCGAUCGCAUGUCCUUGCAAAUGAAACAGACUACCCCAGCGACAGGAUCAGUUCCGGCGGUGCCACAGGCAGCUCCACACACAACUGCUGCCUCCACUGCAGGGUCAGUGACGCAAGCCACAGGUGCCAUGUCCAUGUCUGGCAAGCCAAUCGAGCGAUCGGCGACAGUGGGCGAGUUCAAGGGCAUCCAUCAGCGCCGCGCCGAGUGGGAGCAGCGCGCCAAGGAGGCCCUCAAGUAGGAAUGCUUUCUAUAGACUGGAAGAAAUCAACUAAAAAUAUAAACAGAAUAAUCAAAUUAUGACUACUCGUAUAACCAUAAAACUUAUACCCUAAAACUGUAAAAAGGAGGACCACAGAUCCAAGUUACGGGAGCUGCGACCCGAAUACACUCAAGCGUCCAUCCAAAGAAUCUUGCAGCGUACUCGGGUUCUGCUCCCGCAUCACACUAGUAAAUAGUAACCAUAUAUCGAUCUUCAACAAGUGACUAGCGUAUAUUUAUUUAUAGUUUUUCUGCAUGUUA